This is a messenger RNA of Plasmopara halstedii, 207 nucleotides long. RefSeq lists its product as uncharacterized. Bases 1 to 207 code for a protein of 68 amino acids. The record is from RefSeq and is a predicted model, not a curated record. Lineage: Eukaryota; Oomycota; Peronosporomycetes; Peronosporales; Peronosporaceae. The transcript has 2 exons.
AUGGUUUCCAACGAAAAUUGCACGACUAUGGACGAACAUAUCGUAAAAAAGAGGUCUUUAAGUCACCGCGAUGCGGCUUUAGCUGCUUUGGCACUAGCUCGCUGGAACGUGAAAAGCCCCGUGAGCAUAUUUAGUGGGCCCCAAAUCAUUCCACUCGAGGUACUUCGUGUACUGCGUUACUCGAGCAAAAUAUUUAUUGAGUGUUAG